CCAUUUACCAUGUUCACUAAAAAUCGCGGCAUUCUUUAAGAAAUUACACUUAAAUGAACACUGGAAUUAUAUUUGCGUUGAUUUACAUUUUUGCACGGCAUUUCAGAAAAAAAGAUCUGCCAGUUUAUCGCCCUACGUCCCUCGGAGCGCUCCGCACGGUAUCUAUCUGCACCAUGUCGGAUUCGGAGGAAGAGAGCCGUGAUCGGCAGCUGAAAGUCGUGCUGAUCGGAGACGGAGCCUCGGGAAAGACAUCGCUUACCACCCGGUUUGCCCAGGAGGCCUUUGGGAGGCAGUACAAGCAAACAAUAGGACUGGACUUCUUUCUGAAGAGAAUCACUCUGCCAGGCAACCUAAACGUCACACUGCAGGUCUGGGACAUUGGGGGCCAGUCCAUCGGAGGGAAGAUGCUGGACAAGUACAUUUAUGGAGCUCAGGGCGUCCUGCUGGUCUAUGACAUCACGAACUACCAGAGCUUUGAGAACCUGGAAGACUGGCUGGGGAUGGUCAAGAAGGUCAACGAGGAUUCCGACGCGCAGCCCGUCGUCGCUCUGGUUGGCAAUAAGACCGACCUGGAGCACAUGCGGACCGUGAAGGCGGACCGGCACCAGCGCUUCUGCCAGGAGAACGGGACCCUCAGCCUCUUCGUCUCCGCCAAGACCGGUGACUCGGUGUCCCUGUGCUUUCAGCGGGUGGCGGCGGACAUCCUGGGUGUGAAGCUCACCAAGGCCGAGAUGGAACAGUCUCAGAAAGUCCUUCGCGCGGAGCUGGUGGACUACCCCCACGAGGAAGACCCCAGUAGGCAGGAGGCCAAUCAGAGCAGAGUGUGCUGUGUUCAGUAGUCGAAGCAGCACGUGGUGAAGGCCGACAUUGUGAACUACAGUCAGGAGCCCGUUACUCGGACAGUGACCCCCCCACGCAGCUCCAUGUGUGCGGUGCAGUGACCUCCCCCCUGCCCCAGCCCAGCCAGGUCUCAGAAAAAUGACUACGGAAGAAUCCCCCCCUGGCCCCAACUCUGCAGGAGGACAAAGGGUGGGGGACAACAGGAAGGAGAGCUGUCUACAGUGUGCUGCUCUCUGCUGUGUCUACAUACACACACACAGACACAGUGUGAUGCGCAAAUGUGUGACUGUCCACUCCAGCCUGCUGUUUUAGAGCCUGACAUGCUCUUUCUCUGGCUCGUGAUUGCAGCUGUUUGACACCAAUACUCUGUAUAUAUGUAUGAAUUUCCUUCUCUUCUGAUAUAUGAAUCAUGUAAACAUGGAUACACUCUGUCCUUAUGGUGUUACCCAGGCAACCAUGCCUAAUAUUUCCUUCUGGAGGAAUUUUGGCAACCUGUUUGUUUAUAUACGUACUGUGCACGUUUUAGGUGUGGUCAUCAUCUCAGAGACGGGUCAUCACCUGUCUUUUCAAUAAAAUGAAAUCAAGUGUAUUUGCUGAUGAACGACACAAUUAAUCGAUUCUACAUCACUGUGGUAAAUAUUUCACUUGUAAGAGACCAAGUGUUGCUUUGGGGAAACCGGUUAUUUUGAUUCUGGCUGGCUUAAAUGUGUGGUAUUUAAACUUAAUACUAAAAGUUUUUUUUUCUCUCUCAAUUUUAGUCAUGAGUUUAUCCAUUGUCUAGGACCACCGUGAAAAAGAAUUAAAACAAACACUUAAGAAAUGUAUAAUGUUUUAUAUACGGGCUUGUUUACGGGUAGUCCUGUGUGCUGCAGACCUAGGUGUCCCCUGGGAGGCGUUUUACAGUAUUAUUUCACGUGAAGAGCCUUGAGAGCUGGAGCCGCAGACGGACUGUGCAGCUGUGACGUGCCCCCCCCCCAGUGCUGCCAUGGAGAAAUGCAUUUGGCAAAGUCGGACCCUUAGAUGGACUUCUGAUGUCAUGACAGAGGAAGGGUGUUGUGUAGCAAGGACACAGAGAGAGUAGAUUGCAUAUCAACUUUAGUAAGUAUCUCAUGUAAUGCUCAUUUUUAAAUCUGCCGAAUCCUGUGGUUUUCUGGAAAAAAUGUAAUAAAUACAUGACCGUUGAUGACGAAUAAUUGAUAUAUAGUUAUAGAAUGUAUUGUUUUGAGACAAUCUGAUAUUUUCAAGGAGUAAAUUUUGAUCCAUUGUGUGUUUUAGGCAUAAAAUAUAUAUUUCAAAAUUAUGUUAUGCCAUUUUAAAGUGCUUCAGUCGUAUUUCCCAUCUCAUUUUUCACCUGUUAAACUUGGAUAAACGGAUUUGUGUAAUCGGACGAAUUCCACCCCUGUAUGACGAAACACUGAAAUGUAUGUUAAUAUGUUACUACGUUUAAUUGUAAUGCGAUUAAAAUGUCUCAUUCAG
Brienomyrus brachyistius is the source of this 2316-nucleotide messenger RNA. RefSeq names its product RAB28, member RAS oncogene family (gene rab28). Bases 54 to 839 code for a protein of 261 amino acids. Lineage: Eukaryota; Metazoa; Chordata; Actinopteri; Osteoglossiformes; Mormyridae. Gene Ontology annotation, cellular component: Golgi apparatus; endosome. The record is from RefSeq and is a predicted model, not a curated record. Gene Ontology annotation, molecular function: GTP binding; GTPase activity. The transcript is spliced from 9 exons.